AUGGCCUCAGCCGCGACCACGAGCACCACCAUGGGUUGCUAUCUUCACGGACCACGCAACUUGCGAAUUGAGGAACGCCCAGUCAAUUCCUUGGGCGAAUUGGACGUCCAGGUGCAGCUGCGUUCGGUGACCUUGUGCGGAUCGGACGUCCACUACCAUCGACACUAUCGCAACGGCAGCAUACAAGUACGCGAGCCAUUGUGCCUCGGACAUGAGGCAGCGGGUAUAGUGACUGCGGUAGGGUCUUCAGUACGAUCAGAUCUCAAGGUCGGCGACGCUGUGGCUCUUGAAUGUGGCAUUCCGUGCGGCGCCUGUGACCUUUGCCACAACGGACGGUACAACGUGUGCCCUCAAUUGAGGUUUCGAAGCUCCGGCUCCAAGUUCCCGCACUUUCAAGGCACUCUCCAACAGUCAGUCAUCCAUCCAGCGCAUUGGGUGCACAAGCUGGACCUAGAGCUGUCCUGCGAUGUAGGCGCGCUUCUCGAGCCCUUGGCCGUGACCGUGCAAGCUGAGCGCCGAUCACGAGCAUUCAAAGGUUCCAUUCUCUCGGGUGCACGGGAUACAAAUUUGAUUUUUGGUGCUGGGGCGAUCGGCCUGCUGUAUUCACUUGCUGCUCAGGCUGAAGGCUCCCGAGAUAUUGUCAUGGUCGAUAUCGACGCGGGACGCCUCGACUUUGCUCUCAAGAACGGAUACGCCAGCGCCAUAUAUCAGGUUCCAAUAACGAAGGCAAACUCUGUUGAAGAGAAGAAGGAACAAGCCAAGGAGACAGCUAAGCAUAUUUCAGAACUGAUAUGGCCUGAUGGGGAAUCCGUUGGCUCAGUACAGCGUACAAUUGAGUGCACGGGAGUUGAAUCAUGCCUGCUCUCGUCCAUCUAUGCAACGAGGAAUGGAGGGACUGUCGUACUCGUCGGGAUGGGCCAGCCAGACCACAUCUUGCCUAUUUCCGACAUAUCGUCGCGCGAGAUCAAUCUCAUCCCCACCUGGCGGUAUGCUAACUGCUACCCGAAAGCCAUCGAAAUUGCGAAAGCUUCUGUGACUGGCACGCCUUUGAAAGGUGUCCGGCUCCCAAACAUUGAGAAGCUCAUUACUCACACUUAUGAUGGAUUGGCACAGAUCGAGCAGGCAUUUGAGUAUGCGGGGAGAACAAGGGACGACGCAGGUAAACUGAUUUUGAAGGUAGCGGUGCAUCCGCAAUGA
Molecule: messenger RNA, 1197 nt
Organism: Verruconis gallopava
Lineage: Eukaryota; Fungi; Ascomycota; Dothideomycetes; Venturiales; Sympoventuriaceae
Exons: 2
Coding region: 1-1197 (398 amino acids)
Biological process (GO): D-sorbitol catabolic process
Molecular function (GO): L-iditol 2-dehydrogenase (NAD+) activity; zinc ion binding
Source: RefSeq, a predicted model, not a curated record